AUGAAUUCUUCUACUGCGAUUAUUGUUUAUGACAACACGAAAGAAGUCGGGUUGCAUCAAGAAUUACCAGAUACUUCCCAGAAAGGGGAACACACCUGGAGUGAGACUUCAAGCCCGCAUCAUUCAAAAGAAAAUGAGCCCACCUCAUCCUCAUUCAGAGGAUCCCCGAAUUCUUCUAUCGGCUUCCUCGACUUGUCACUUGAAAUCCGACGCAUGGUCUAUGAUGAAUACUUUGUCGUUACCGAACCAAUCUCAUUCCAAACUGGAUCGUCUGCAUCGCUGCCCUUUCAUCUUGAUAAGAACUAUGGUCUUCAAACCGCACUACUUCGUGCGAAAAAAAAAAUACACAGUGAAGCCGCACCAUAUAUUUACUCCAAUCGGGUUUUCAAUUUAGCUGGCAUCCCCCCUACACAACUACUACCCACUACCGAUGCAGCUUUUGCUUAUUUCUCGAGACAAAUUAGUGUUCCUAAUACGAAGCUUAUCCGUCACCUCAUUAUCGACUUUCCCGAAUUUAACCCUAGCCCUCAAGAAUGUUAUCGCCCAGAAGUCCCCAAGCCCGUUGAAGAGUCUGUGAGAAUAUUGAGGCAAAUCUACGACCAGUGUAAAGAACUUGUAACACUUAAAAUGGCAUUACACGAAUUACAUACUAUGUUUAAUUUAUUCAGUUGGCACACUUUCCUUCAAAAUGAGUUGCUUGCUACAGACUGGCUACACAAGCAACUGCAGGGCAUGCCGUUCUUGAAAUAUAUCGUCAUUCAUCUUCAAGUCAUUGACCUGAAGCGUAGAUAUCAUCAGGGCUGGAUAGACAAGUCGCGGGAGUAUGGAUGGGAUUUUAAGGUCACAGAGUAUGAAUACAAGGGAAACAAGGAUGAGGCCCUGAAUGAUGUUUUAGACGCUGUGGCCAAUCUGGCUCAGAUGGAAGAUUCCAGGCGCGAAAUGCAGCGAGGAUAUUAUAUCAAAAGACAGACCACCGAUGGAGAGUUUGAGAUUGACUAUGACUUGUCGUAUCGUGCGGCUUGUCGCAAACUUGAGGAGGGUCUCCUUCAAUCAGCAUAG
Molecule: messenger RNA, 1059 nt
Organism: Botrytis porri
Lineage: Eukaryota; Fungi; Ascomycota; Leotiomycetes; Helotiales; Sclerotiniaceae
Exons: 1
Coding region: 1-1059 (352 amino acids)
Source: RefSeq, a predicted model, not a curated record